AGUGUUUAGGAUAAGAGUUACACCUUGGAGCUGCUGAUGUGCUUGUCAAAAUUAUUAAAAGAGAAGUCGACAGCCGAGCUGAGCACUUGACAGAACUGCUCAUUAUGCAUUCAGUCGAGUCUUGCGGACUUCAAAACAGUCUAAUGUCUCUUUAAGAACAAAGCCUCGUUGAGUCUAAGCAGCGUCGGCUAACAUCUCCAAUUAAAUGAAUGGAAAGCUCAGGCUAACUGAACUCAGUUAAUGCUGUCUCACCAUGCCGUCUUACGAAGAAUGGAGGAAAACCAUUCACUUCUAUUAUUUCCUUAAAUUCUCUCUAAAUGUCUAUUCGAUGCUGUUUUCGCUGCUCGGUCUGUGUGUGCUGUGUAUCGGAGUGUAUGCCGAAGUGGAGCGGCAGAAGAAUCGCACCCUGGAGGGCGUGUUUUUGGCUCCCGCCGUGGUCCUCAUACUGCUGGGUCUUGUCAUGUUCACUGUGUCUGUGAUUGGAAUGGUGGGUUCCCUCAGGGACAACAAGACUCUGCUGCACAUGUUUCUUUGCGUUCUGUGUGUCUUGCUGGCUCUUCAAGCAGUUGCCCUUAUCAUUGCUCUGAUCUUCGAAAAGACGACAAUCAAAUUGUUUCAAAACAGCAUACGGGAGGGAAUCAAGCACUACUACGAUGACCUGGACUUCAAAAAUAUAUUGGAUUAUGUGCAAGAGAAGUUUUCUUGUUGUGGAGGAGACGAGUAUAAGGAUUGGGAAGUUAACCAGUACCACCUCUGCGAUGGCAAGAGUCCUUUGGCCUGUGGCGUUCCUUACACCUGCUGCAUCCGUCAAAGUGUGGGAGAAGUUGUGAACACCCUCUGUGGCUACAAAACUCUCCAUCAGCAGCGUGAAGCUUUAGAUGGUGUAAUUCACGUGCGUGGCUGUAUCCAUGCUGUGAACCUCUGGAUGGGAGAUAACAUCGGGGCUACUAUUGGCAUGUGCUGCGCGGUCGGACUGCCACAGCUUCUUGGUAUUCUCCUGAGCUGUGUCUUCUGGAAUCUUUUGGUGGAGAUGAGCGAGUCUCAAGACAUGGUGGACUUUAAGUUCCUGAAACGUGCUGGUUAUAAGUACAGCGAGCUGGACCUCUCAGGUGCCGGAUGGUGUAUGUGUUUACCUCGUGAAGAAGGAUAUCUCCCAGUACCUGUAGCAGAGCCUGACACUUGGGCUCCAGACCCCAGCCCGCUCUACCAGGAGCAAGAGUUCACACAUUUCCAACUGGAGAGCAAAGGACCACAGUCAGGUAUGGGAAUGGAUGAAGUGGACAAUCGAGCUUAAGAACCACAAAGAAAACUGUAUAUAAACAUGUUUGCCGUUUCACACUGUGAAAACGUGAAAAAGUGAGUUAGUUGCACUACAUGUUAAUAAUGUUUUAGGCAUGAAAAAAAGAGAGUUUUGUAUAAAAUAUUCAAUGCUAGAAGGAAUCAAGUUAGGAAUCUUGGUACACUUUAUAAUAACUACACAUUAUGAAUCAUUUGUUAAGCAUUAGCAAAUAGUUUCUUGAUUAUUUGUUAAGCAUAUUAAGCACUACAUUAAUAUGUUAGACGUUAGUAAGCAGUUUAUAAAUACAGCUACAAGUGCUGUAUUCUAGACUUAGUAGCACAUGUAUAAUGUGUUUAAUG
This is a messenger RNA of Danio aesculapii, 1638 nucleotides long. RefSeq lists its product as uncharacterized. Lineage: Eukaryota; Metazoa; Chordata; Actinopteri; Cypriniformes; Danionidae. Gene Ontology annotation, cellular component: membrane. The record is from RefSeq and is a predicted model, not a curated record. The transcript has 8 exons. Bases 254 to 1294 code for a protein of 346 amino acids.